AUGCCGUUCCUGAGCACGAGGAAUUCACUAGUGGAUUGCACGGGUUCUGCACUUCUUUCAUUUGGUCUCCCCUCGACCUAUCCUCCCUCUUGCCUGUCUUGUCUGUUCUGCACUGCAGACAACUGUGCGGCGGUGAAUUGUGGGCCCGGCGGCAAGUGCGUGUAUAAGGAGAACGGAGACCCAACCUGCUCGUGCGACGUGGGAUACCAGAUGCCUCCUGACAAGCUGGUUUGCGUUGAUAAGUGUGCUUCGGUGAAUUGUGGGCCCAACGGCAAGUGCGAGCAGGAUGCGGCCGGAAAUCCGUUCUGCAGCUGCACCACCGGAUUCAAGCCGUCUUCUGACAACCUCACUUGCGUCGACACCUGUGCUGAGGUGAAUUGUGGGCCUAACGGCAAGUGUGUGAAGAAGGACAACGGAGACCCAACCUGCUCGUGCAAUGCGGGCUAUCAGAUGCCUCCUGACAAGCUGAUCUGCGUUGAAACGGCUUGCUACGUGUUGGGCUGCGAACCGGAAGGGGUGUGUGUGAACAACAACGGCGCUCGCUCUUGCAAAUGGAACUCACCCUGUGGCGCCUGCCCCUCAGGAGCCACCUGCCGAUUCGUCCAGGGAAUGAAUUUGACUGGCGUGGGGUACACUGAACCUCCCAAAGUGGAUGUGCCAGUCUGCGAGUGCCCCGCGGGCUAUGGCAUGACCCCAACGGAGUGCGUCAAGGGUGCACCUGAUGAAGUGCUUGGCUACAGCAUAACACUCAUCCAGGAUCCCACAGCCAAAGACAAGGCAUCCAAGCCUUACACCUUCCGUUACAGGGAGGGCUGCACUCAGUUCCCGAAGGAGGUGGCUGGGAAUUACACGGUUGAGUUCCAUGUGCAUGGCAUCGGCGACGCUCCGAUGUGUCGUAGCUGGCGGCUUUACGAUACCGAUAACUGCACCUCAACCCCUCUGCACAAAGGAUACGACGAUGCUUCAAAUUUCUGGGCGUUCACAUAUACGGCUGUUUCCCCACCCUUGCAGCAGUACAGAUCUAUGUGGUGCAAUGGUACGAUAAUACCGGACUAUUGGAUGAACAACGCUGGCGGCGUCUGA
This is a messenger RNA of Closterium sp. Yama58-4, 1083 nucleotides long. NCBI's taxonomy places the organism in Eukaryota, Viridiplantae, Streptophyta, Zygnematophyceae, Desmidiales, Closteriaceae. The record is from the annotation of a GenBank genome assembly.